Messenger RNA from Merops nubicus (carmine bee-eater), 1133 nucleotides. It is a transcript of the gene EFHC2, whose product is annotated as EF-hand domain (C-terminal) containing 2. Gene Ontology annotation, cellular component: microtubule. Gene Ontology annotation, biological process: regulation of neuron projection development. NCBI's taxonomy places the organism in Eukaryota, Metazoa, Chordata, Aves, Coraciiformes, Meropidae. The transcript has 8 exons. The record is from RefSeq and is a predicted model, not a curated record. The annotation marks the transcript as partial.
AGGAUUUCACCCCAGUUCCAUGUAAAGCUCCACCACCUCCGAAAACAGAAAGAACUUUUCCUCCUUAUACUGGAUUUGGUUCCGAAGAGGAUUCUCUGUGCUCCUGUAUGGGUCUGCUUCUCAAGCCUCCCCAAAAAGAUUUCAAGAAAUUCAUGGAGAAGGACAGGAGCGGGCUGGAGAGCAACACGCUGCGCUUUCUUGCCAAGCUUGUCACGGGCAGUCCCGCGGACGGGGACCGGAAGUUCGUUAUCUCCUACUUCCUGAGCGAUGACACCAUUGCGGUUUUUGAACACAGGCAGCGAAACACAGGGAUACUUGGGGGGAAGUUCUUGCAAAGAGGUCGCAUUAAGAAGCCUGGGCAGGACCUCUUGAAGAGCGAACCAUCUGAAUACUUCAAGGCUCAGGAUCUGUUUGUUGGAGCCAAAGUUUGUUUCCAUGGUCACAACUUCCUUUUGGUGGAUGCUGAUGAGUACACGUUCAACUACAUGGAGAAGCAUGCAAAUGAGUUCUCCAUGGCUGAUAUCACUGUCAUCCUCAAGAAACUGAAAGACAUAGCUGAACCUCGCUGCCGAGAGAUCAGACAGAUGUUUGCAGCCAUUGACCCUGAGCAUACCGAGGUGAUUGAAUACAACCCUUUCAGAAGUUUGAUAGUCAGUAUCACCGAUGGAGCGUUUUCAGAACAUGAGAUUAUGACUCUUGGGCACUAUUACAGUGUGAAAGAUGAAUAUGAAGUGGAUCUCCACUUCCUCCUUGCAGUAGCUCAAGAACAACUGAAAAAAAAUGGCUUUGAGAAUUUUGGACAACUGUCUGAAGUGCUUAUAUACAAUGACCGUGAAAAAUGUGGAGUGCUGCCCCAUGAAAUGUGCAGGACUAUUUGCAAGUCCUUUAAGUUGCCACUGGCUGAUGAUGAUCUGCAAACUUUACUGACCAUGUUUGAAGAUGACCAUAAGCAAGUGGACUAUAAAAAGUUUGUGGAUGGACUGAACUGGAGAGAGAAUCAAAUCCCUGCUUUCCAGACAAUUAAGGUCCCUCUCAAGAAUGAAGAUGACUGGAAAGGACAACCACCAUUCCUUCCUGUGAAAGGGAUCAAAUACUUACCUCUUCUAGAUGAUCUGUUUGGCAAGGAAGAAUAA